Calliphora vicina (urban bluebottle blowfly) is the source of this 1650-nucleotide messenger RNA. It is a transcript of the gene Nup50, whose product is annotated as nuclear pore complex protein Nup50. The record is from RefSeq and is a predicted model, not a curated record. The transcript has a single exon. Gene Ontology annotation, biological process: protein import into nucleus. Gene Ontology annotation, cellular component: nuclear pore. Bases 61 to 1563 code for a protein of 500 amino acids. Lineage: Eukaryota; Metazoa; Arthropoda; Insecta; Diptera; Calliphoridae.
AUUCGCUUUGGCACAAUCCGACGAGUGAAAAGGAAUCAACUUUUGCACAUUUUGCGAAAUAUGGCUGGAAAAAGACAAGCUCAAUCUGAUCUAAAUCACGAUAAUUGGGAUCGCGAAGAAGAGCCAGAGGAACGUGGUACUUUUCGCACAGCAACUGAUGAUGAAUUGAAGAAUCGUGUAAUUAAAAAGGCCAAACGAAAAAUUGCGCCAGGCGCGGCCAGUGAUGCAGCUGAUGGUGGUUCCGGGACCAAAAGUGUAUUCAGUGGUUUUUCUGGUUUUGGAAAAGCGACAGCUACUGCUGCAACAGCAGCCUCUUCACCGUUUUCAUUUUUAAGUAAAAUACCGGCAGUUGCAGCAGCAACAUCAUCGAAUAAUGUUAACAGUAGCACAGCAACAACUGGUGCUACACCAACAUUUUCAUUUGGUAGUGGUUCUGCAGCGGCUACUACAACAGCAAAAACUACGGAAGUUUCGAAACCGUCAUCUUCGUUUUCAUUUGGAAAUGCUAGUGCAACAUCUGCCGUUUCAGCUCCCAAAACAUCAACUGUACCGGCCAGCGAAAAGUCACCAUUCUCAUUUAGUUCUUCAUCGGAAUAUUAUAAGAAACUAAGCAGUCUCAAUCAGGCAGUAAGUGAUUGGGUAAAAACUCACGUUGACAAAAAUCCAGUAUGUAUUCUUUCCCCAAUAUUCAAAGAUUAUGAAAAAUAUUUAAAAGAAAUUGAGGAUGAAAGGAAGAAGGAAGAAACAAAAGACUCAACUGUAGCUAAAGAUGCGACAGAAAAGCCACCUCAAUCAUCGUCAUCAGCAGGAAUGGGAUCCUUUAAAUUUUCGAGCAGCAACAACGCGGCAGCUACGCCACUAACGACUGAAACAGUGGCAAAAACAAACGGCUUCAGUUUCGGUCUUAAGAAACCAGAGGAAACAUCACCGGCUAAGCCCGCUACAACAUCCAGCUUCAGUUUUGGUUUAAAACCAUCCAGCUCUGAAUCAUCCACCACAACAGCGACAUCCAGUUCAACCACGGCACCCUCGUCGGGUUUUUCGUUUGGUAAUCUAUCAAGUAAUACUAAUCAAACUGACACUCCUCCAAAGCCAUUCUCCUUUACUCCCGGUGCCACGCCAUUUUCAUUUGGCAAUAUAAAACCUCCAACUGUAGCAUCAACUGCCACUGGUGCCACAAAUGAAGAUGAAGAUGAGGAACCACCUAAAAAUGAAUUCAAGCAAGUGGUGGAAGAUGAUGCUGUAUACUCGAAGAAAUGCAAAGUUUUUGUCAAGAAAGAUGGAAAUUUCGUUGAUAAAGGUGUGGGCACAUUAUAUUUAAAGCCGGUGGAAUCCUCGGGUAAAACUCAACUGAUUGUACGUGCUGAUACAAAUUUGGGCAACAUUUUAGUGAAUUUAAUUUUAAAUUCAGCUGUUCCUGCGCAACGCAUGGGCAAGAACAAUGUCAUGAUGGUUUGUCUACCAACUCCGGAUGUAGAGAAACCAACAUCAAUGUUACUACGUGUUAAAACUGGCGAGGAAGCUGAUGAACUUUUGGAAAACAUUGAGAAAUAUAAAAAGUAAAUCGUGUUUGUGUUUGUUUUAUUUCUUGUACUUUAUGUUCAACAGUAGUAUUAGUUAAAAUAAAGAGAAAAUAAUUUUUAAAAAUAA